Messenger RNA from Oncorhynchus tshawytscha (Chinook salmon), 2520 nucleotides. RefSeq names its product zinc finger-containing ubiquitin peptidase 1. The record is from RefSeq and is a predicted model, not a curated record. Bases 199 to 2151 code for a protein of 650 amino acids. Lineage: Eukaryota; Metazoa; Chordata; Actinopteri; Salmoniformes; Salmonidae. The transcript has 12 exons.
AACUGAAGGAGGAGAAGCCAACUGGGCCAGUAAAGUCAAGUUGUUAGCUAGCAUUGCUAAGAUGGCAUAUGAAUGAAAAGUGAAACAAAAACACAUAUAUUUUGAAAGUAGUCACAUAAGUCAAGCAUUAGUACGGCACAUCGUCCAUAUUCUUGAAAUCGUGUUAGUGUGACAGCUGAGCACCAGAAACAACAAGCCAUGCUGACGUGUGAGAUUUGUGGCGAGGAAUUGGUGUUGGACAAGGACAUGAAGACCCAUCUCCUCCUGAGGCACAUGGAGAAUGACAUGGGCUGCCCCCUCUGUUCCUGGUCCGGAGUCGCCUACAACGAACUCCGCUUCCACAUCAAUACCACACACAAAGAGAAGCAGGACCAUGACGGAGCAGAGGGUAGAGGUGGUCACAGUCUUGUCAGGCCCAGCUCAAGUCCUACUCCCUCUACCACCAUAGUGGACAGUCACUGCAAACAAGCCAUUGGUUUGUCUAGGUCUGAGGGUUCUGAAAAAGGAGUAGCCAAUGGGAACAGGUUUGACACCAUUGGAGGAGGGGUCUCACUCAGGACAUCCAAUAGCACACUGGAGUCUAAGGAGCGAAUGACUGUAUCCCCCCAAGCUUUUAGUAGGGGGGAGUCCGGUGGAGGGCGAGCAGUGGCCAUUGUUGAACCCACCUCUUCAGUGUCUACGGGCUUUCUGAGAUCAGCUCAGGACUCCAGUAGGCCUACUAGCAGACACUGUAAUGCUGAGGACUCUGUGGGAGUGGGAUCCGCAGAGCACACCACAGUCAAACAGAAGCGUUUCUCCUCCCCACUUAAAGAGAAGCGGUUUUCCUGUCCUAUGUGUGCUCUGGUCUGCACAGAUGCCUUCAUCCUACAGGAACAUGUUGAAUUGCACUUGCUAGAAGAGAGCCCAGCUGAAGAGGCUGUCCUGGGGGCCACAUCAUCAACCGAGGCAGCAUCAUCCAGCAACAGCUCAGGUGGGAAGAGUUAUGAGUGUCCCCUGUGUUCUGUGGUGUGUGGAGACUGCUACUCCCUACAGGAACAUGUGGAGCUGCAUCUUGACUAUGGCACAGUCACUAAUGCAGUGAGCCCUGGCUCAGACCUGAGGCUGGCCAGACGGCUGCAGGAGGAGGAGAAGCAGAGGAGGAAGGAGCAGGAGGCCAAGAGGGAGGCAGAGGAGUUCAAGAAGCUGCAGAGGCAGUUUGGUGUGGAUGGGAGGGGGGGCUACCGCAAACAGAUGGAGAGGACCAUGGAGAAAGCCGUGUCUCGAGGUGUCAUGGUGCCUGCUGACUUCCACAACAAGAGAGCAGAGAUGAUGGAGGCUCUGGCCUCAGGGGUCGACGAUGGCAGGACCAGAACGCAGGGUGUGCUGGGUGCUCUGUAUGUUUACUAUCAGAGGGAGGUCAGAGACUGUGUCCACGUGUGGCUGAGUGCUGACACAGACCACUUCUGCUCAUCAGAGGGGGAUAAGGGCUGGGGAUGUGGCUACAGAAACUUCCAGAUGCUCCUGUCUUCUCUGCAAAGAAUGGAGCCCUACACUACCUGUCUCUCAGAGGGGUCAGUACCCAGCAUCCCCCGGGUGCAGGUGUUGAUAGAGGGGGCGUGGCGGGAGGGGUUAGACCCACAGGGUGCCACCCACUUUAACCAGCGACUACAGGGCACGCGGGCCUGGAUAGGAGCUACGGAGAUCUACGCUCUCUGCACCUCCCUCAGAGUCAGUGCCCGUGUUCUAGACUUCCACCAGCCCACGGGCCCAGGGGACACCCACCCCCGCCUCUUUGACUGGGUGAAGCAGUACUUCUCUCAGACUGGCGCCAGUGGCGCCAGACUACCGCCCCGGGUGGUGCAGACCACACAGCCGCCCCUCUACCUCCAGCACCAAGGCCAUAGCCGCUCUAUAGUAGGAGUGGAACAGAAGAAGAAUGGCAGCCUGUGCCUGUUGCUCCUGGACCCUGGCUGUACACCAGGAGAUGUGAGGAAACUGCUGAGCCAAGAUGGCUCCACUGUUAGCACAGCUGUCCGCCGCAUGAGGAAGUUCUCUGGCAACCUGAAACAUAGGCAGUACCAGGUUGUGGUUGUAGAUGGCGUGCUCUCCCCCGAGGAGAAACAGACCCGCGUUCUCAACUCAAGAACACUCCAAGCCGAGAGGAUCCCUUGAUGCUGGAAUGCAGUUGUCGCAUUCAUUUUACUGUGAAUGUAAAUUUGUAACUGCCAAAAACAUUUCAUGUUGAAUUUUCUUUGACAUUUUAUUAAGGUAAUAAAUGAUGUAUUUUUAAUAUCGCUUUUUUCUCUGUUCUGUUCAAAUCCUCAACAUAUUCCUGUGUGUAGAAUUGGGACCUUGUAGAAGGCGUAAGGACACACUGAGAAUGGAACAUCUAUUCAUAUAUUUAUUCAACUACCAGAAAUGACUGUAACCAAACAUUGUAGAUUACUGGUAAAUGACAAGAAUUAACUGUAAAAAAAAUAAUUUAAAAAAACACACACACACUACCAUUAAAAGUUUGGGGUCACUUAGAAAUGUCCUUGU